CGCUCCUUCCGGCCCUUCCACCAUCCCGCUCGCACCAGCGUGAAGGAGUCGUCGUCGCCUCACAAUGUCUAGGACUCUACCUCCCGAGAACCCUCUGCCAACUACAGAGCCGGAGCCGGUCUACGCGGAUGAUAAGAAUGGGCAUGUCCUUGACGAGGAUAUUCCUGUGGUCAUGCCGUUGAGUGACGAUGAACCAAUUGUGACGAGGAGGGAGCUUUGGAGUUAUUAUCUGUACUACAACGGUGACAAUGGUGUCGGUCCUAAUGGCUACUCUAUGACCCUCUUCCAAUCUCUCGCCAAUGCCGCUGGUUAUGAUCCUGUCCGUGGUGUGGGUACAUCUUGCAGCGACGCAGACGCAUCUGGGCAGUGUGUUCUACCAUGGGGAAGCGGCACCAAGUCUGUUAGCUCAGUUGUUCUUGUCGCCAAUGGCGUCAGUUUCGCUGUCAUGACCGCCAUCUUUACGACCCUGGGCUCAGCCGGAGACUACGGCACAUUCGGUCGUUGGCUCCUUCUCAUCAUCACCGUAAUUUGUUGGGCAGCUCAGUUCGCCAGUAUGGCCCUCACCUCAUCGACACGAUGGGGUGCAGCCAUGGCCUUGUAUAUGGUUGGUUUUAUCUCUUACGGCGCGACGCUCGUCUUCUACGCCGCCGUCUUCCCUCGUCUCGCGCGUAAUACGCCACAUGCGAGACAGUUGAAGGAAAAGUACGAAAACGGAGAUAUUUCUGCGGAGGUGUAUGAGCAGGAGGAGAGUUUGGAGAAGAACAGGAUCUCCAACAUGAGCACGAUGCACAGCAAUAUCGGUUACAUCUGUACUCUGGCGCUGAACCUGUCACUCUUGCUCCCUCUGGCCGACAACCCGAAGGUAGACAACUACGUUAUCGUCCUAACGAACAUAUACUGGGUCAUUCUUGGUAUCUGGUGGUUCAUCUAUCAGCAGCCUCGGCCUGGACCUGCCCUACCCAAGGGAGAAAACUACGUUACCGUGGGCUGGAAGCAGAUCUGGAUCGCCCUCAAGCAGUAUAAGAAGCUUCCCUACACCUUCAUCUACCUCUUCUCCUUCUUCUUGCUCGCGGAUGGCCUCAACACAACCGGAACGCUCAUAUCAAUCUGCCAGAAUGACAAGUUCAACUUCUCAUUCCUCACGAACACCUAUAUCGGUCUUGCACAGGCUGUCACGUCUACCAUUAGCACCCUCGGGUUCUGGUAUAUCCAGAGAUACUGGAAAAUCAGCACGAAGAAGAUGUUCGUCGUGACGAACGUCGUUACGAUCCUCAUCCCGCUAUGGGGUAUGAUCGGGAUUUGGACUCAGAAGUUCGGAUUCCACAACGCAUGGGAGUUCUGGGCAUACAAUGUCGUCUUCGGUCUUUUCCAAGCACCUUACUAUGCCUUCUCUCAAACGAUGAUGGCUGAACUCACACCGCCCGGCUUCGACAACAUGUUUUUCGGUCUCUUCGGUCUCUCCAACCGCGCCUCAUCCAUGAUUGGCCCCAACGUCAUCCAAGCCAUCAUCGACAACUCCGGCGACAACUGGAAAGGUUUCCCCUUCCUGUUUGCUCUAUGCACUGCUGCGAGUAUCGUCAUCUGGUUCGGCGUGGACGUAGAGAAGGGCAGAAGGGCGGCUGUCAGGUGGUCGGAGGAGCAGAGGGGAGCUUACAAGGCUAGGGCUGAGAAAGCGGGACAGAUCGAGGGAGCAGAUGCGAAGUUGAAGGAUAUUUAGAGGACGGUGUGCGGGCAGGGUUGAGUUUGUUUAUUAUUCCUUUGGCUGUAUGGUUUCGUGGCGUCUUUUUUGAGACGUCUUGGGUUAUGAAUUUCACGAUGAUUCCGUUCGG
Molecule: messenger RNA, 1829 nt
Organism: Stereum hirsutum FP-91666 SS1
Lineage: Eukaryota; Fungi; Basidiomycota; Agaricomycetes; Russulales; Stereaceae
Product: MFS general substrate transporter
Exons: 15
Coding region: 65-1717 (550 amino acids)
Biological process (GO): amino acid transmembrane export from vacuole
Source: RefSeq, a predicted model, not a curated record